AUGGCUUCGCUCCCAGAUUUUCCACCGUUUAAUGUACACGAGGACUCUAAUGCUGGCCCAAGAUGGAAAAAGUGGCUCACGAGAUUCGAACGGCUACUUUGCGGACUUAACAUCACAGCUGAUAAAAGAAAAACAGCUUUGCUCUUGCACUACGCUGGCCCUGAUGUCGAUGAUAUCUACGAUACUCUGCCGACUAGCAGCAACGAAGACUACAAAACCGUAGUGGAAAAGCUCAACCAGUACUUCUCACCUCAAACUAAUGUGGCUUUCGAAGUUUUUAACUUCCGCCAAGCGAAACAGAAACCCGACGAGUCUCUUGAUUCUUAUCAUACUCGAUUACGCCAUCUUUCUCAAACGUGCGAAUUUAGCGACCCCGCUAAAGAGAUCAAAGACCAUAUUAUUUUGACCUGUACGUCCAACUCUUUACGCCGACGAGCCCUUCGUGACAAUCUUGAUCUACCGAACCUGAUGAAGACCGGCAGAGCCAUCGAACUAAGCGAAAAACAAGCCAGCCAAGUCGAGCAACAAGAAUUCUCAAGCGUCAAUUCAGUUCGUCACGGAAAUAUACAACAGCCAAAUACGGAAGCCACAGGCCCCCCAAGAUCGCGUUUUGAGAACCAACGAUUACGUAAUUUCAGAGGCGCUGAGCAAUCUCGUGCCAGAGAAACCUGUGGAAACUGCGGUGGGACAUACCCGCAUAUCAGAGUUUGCCCAGCAAGAGGCAAGGACUGCAAAUCUUGUGGGAAAAUCGGACAUUUUGCCCGGGUUUGCCGCACCAAACCCCCAUCAUCACAGCAUGUAAAGAAUGUCACCCAUACCCGCCCCCAGUCUCCACCCGAUUCUGACUCCGAACCAGACUAUGCUUUCACAAUCGCAAAUCUCUCUGGAACACCCGCAUCACCAAAGUGCCACGUAAACAUUGCAGGGCACAGCGUAUCCGUCAUGAUAGACUCUGGCGCUUCUGUCAAUAUCCUCGAUGAUGCCACCUUUAACAAAAUUACCCGCAACAAAGGAAUCAGUCUUGAACAAACAAACCACAAAAUUUAUUCCUAUGGAUCACUACGUCCACUACCACUAAAAGGAGUUAUCAAAACCAACAUUUCCACUGAUUCUAAGCACCUUUCUGCCCAAUUCCAUGUAGUUCACGGGAACUCUGGAAAUCUGCUAAGCUACACCACCGCCUGCCAACUCAACUUGCUCAAAGUUACGAUCAACAGCACUACCCAUCACAUACCAUCAACUAAUCAGUAUCCCCCAGAGUUCGAAUGCCUCUUCUCUGGCAUUGGAAAGCUAACUGGUAAAACUGUUAAACUGCACAUUGAUCCUGAUGUUUCCCCCAAACAACAACCCCACCGUCGAAUCCCAUUCCACGUUCGAUCUGAUGUCGAGAAAGAGCUCAAACGGCUUGAAGAGUUAGAUAUCAUCGAAAAGGUUGAUGGACCAACACCAUGGAUCAGUCCCAUUGUGGUCGUCCCGAAAAAGUCGGGCGAAGUCCGAAUAUGUAUUGAUAUGCGUGAGGCCAACCAAGCGGUCAAACGAGAAAAACAUUUGAUGCCCACAAUCGAUGACCUGGUAGCUGAUUUAAAUGGUGCAGCCGUGUUUACAACUUUGGAUCUAUCCUCUGGCUACCAUCAACUUGAACUUGCAGAAGAAAGCCGGCACAUCACCACGUUCAGCACACACCUCGGCCUUCGAAGGUACAAACGACUUCUGUUCGGCAUCAAUGCCGCCUCUGAGAUCUUCCAAAACACCAUUGAAGAGCUGCUGACUGGCCUACCAGGCUGUAAGAACAUAUCCGAUGAUAUAAUCGUUUUUGGCAAAGAUCAAGCCACUCAUGAUGCCAACCUCCGUCAAGUCCUUGAAAGGCUAAAGUCCCACAACCUUCGCUUAAACAAAGAGAAGUGCCACUUUUCGAAAUCGGAAGUAAUGUUCUAUGGUCACAUUUUCAGCGCGGAAGGACUACGCCCCGACCACAAGAAGGUUGAAGCUAUCCAGAAUGCCACACCUCCGCGUAGUUCAAGUGAAGUCAAAUCUCUCCUCGGAAUGGCCCAGUACCUGUCACGCUACAUACCCGGUUAUGCUGAUAUCACAGCUCCUUUGCGUGCCUUGACAAAAGACGACGCAACCUGGAAAUGGGAAGAAAUCGAGCAAGCAGCCCUUGACAAACUCAAGAAAGCUUUCACUGACAACCAAGUCAUGUCAUACUUCGAUCCUCACCAAGCCACAGAAGUGAUUGUUGAUGCAAGCCCUGUUGGUCUUGGUGCACUGCUAGUCCAAAACGACAAAGUUAUCUGCUAUGCCAGCCGCGUCCUGUCUGAUGUCGAAACUAGAUACUCUCAGACUGAGAAAGAAAUGCUCGCAGUAGUUUGGGCCGUUGAGCACUUCCACCUUUACCUAUAUGGUGCUCAAUUUACCAUCAUAACCGAUCAUCAGCCCCUCAUUGGUAUCUUUCGCAGUCAUAAAGCCACCUCCGCGCGAAUUGAUCGCUGGAAGCUUCGUUUAAUGCCUUACAACUAUCAUCUUGUCUACAAACCUGGUAAAGAUGAGAAAAACCCAGCUGACUUCCUUAGCCGACACCCAAACUGCUCAGAGCCCCAACCGGAAAGCGUUGCUGAAGAAUACGUUAACUAUGUAAUUGCCAAUGCCGUGCCCACCGCCAUGACCCUUCAAGAAAUCCAGCUUGAAACAUCAGUUGAUGACACAAUGCAAAUGGUCAUUCAAGCCAUCGAAACCAACAAUUGGUCGGAUCCGUCCACGACAGAAUACAAGAAAGUGAGUGACGAACUGUCAGUACAUAAAGGAAUUAUACUUCGUGGACACCGAAUCGUAAUGCCCACCUCCUUAAGACGCCGGACAAUCCAUCUCGCACACAUUGGUCAUCAAGGAAUCAUUAAAACCAAACGCCUACUCCGCUCGAAAGUCUGGUUUCCUAACAUCGACAAGAUGGUCGAAGAAACCAUUCAGAAUUGCCUCCCCUGCCAGGCUGCUACUUCGGGCAACCACCCUCCACCUGAGCCACUCAAGAUGACCCAGCUGCCAUCCGCACCUUGGAAAGAAGUUGCAAUGGAUUUCCUGGGCCCUUUUCCAACCGGCGAAUACCUCCUAGUCGUAAUCGAUGCGUUUAGUCGGUUCCCCGAAGUUGAAGUACUCACCACGGUUUCCGCAAAAGCUGUCCUUCCAAAGUUGGAUGCAAUAUUUUCACGACAAGGCCUUCCAGAAGUUCUGAAAAGCGACAAUGGCCCACCAUUUAACGGUGCCGAGUUUGAGUCAUACGCCAAGCACUGCGGUUUUACUCACCGCAAGAUCACGCCAUACUGGCCUCAAGCAAAUGGAGAGGCCGAGCGUUUUAUGCGCACACUACAGAAAUGUAUUCGGGCUGCAAUCAUCGAGAAGAAAAACUGGAAGCAAGCGAUGAACCAGUUUCUCCUCAACUACAGGGCAACCCCCCAUUCCACUACUAACAUAUCCCCCUCCGAAAGCCUCAACAACAGGAAGAUAAAGACAAUGUUACCGGAGAUGCCCUCUAGUUCAAAACCAGAACAGACAGCAAUGGCUGAAUAUGAUGCUCGGAAGAAAGAACAAAUGAAAUCUUGCGCAGACAACCGUCGGGGUGCCAAAGAAAGUUGCAUCAAACCAGGUGACACCGUCCUUCUGAAACAGCCGAAGGAAAACAAAUUCAGUGCUCCAUACAACCCUCAACCUUUUGUCGUAGAAAAGAAAAAGGGAACAAUGGUCACUGCCAAGAACGAUUCAAAGGUUGUCAAAGGUGAUCUCAACCAAGUCAGCCAAACACGAUUAAAAGGAAGUUGA
Paramuricea clavata is the source of this 3810-nucleotide messenger RNA. The record is from the annotation of a GenBank genome assembly. NCBI's taxonomy places the organism in Eukaryota, Metazoa, Cnidaria, Anthozoa, Malacalcyonacea, Plexauridae.